This is a messenger RNA of Penicillium expansum, 888 nucleotides long. RefSeq lists its product as uncharacterized. NCBI's taxonomy places the organism in Eukaryota, Fungi, Ascomycota, Eurotiomycetes, Eurotiales, Aspergillaceae. The coding region runs from base 1 to 888 and encodes 295 amino acids. The record is from RefSeq and is a predicted model, not a curated record. The transcript has a single exon.
AUGCUCGACGAAACCGAGGCCUCCCAGGAAAAGACGGAGGCAGAGGUGCCUGACGCAUUUACGUCUGCACGAUCUGUGUCUGAUCGCAUGCCACCAUACUUCUCUAAUUCCCCAAAUGCCUCCACACAACCAUCUUUGGACCUCGAACUUGAUCCUAUGUACCAUCAAAUGUGGCUAGCCUCCGAGGCUUCUCAAACAUCUCACACAUACAGUAGCCUCAGAUCCGCCCGAUCCCAAAGCUCCCGCCGGCCGAGCGACACUGCAUGGAUGCCUCUCAACCAGCAAUCCUCCCACUGGACCAGCUCGCAAAGAUCACUCUCCCCAUUUUCUAUCGACCAACAAAUGAUUACCACAUCCAACUGCCACCUGACUUCAGCGAACUUGCUCCAAAUCUACCACGACGUGUUAGAGUAUAACUUGUCGUGUUGGUUAAGCGAAAUGACUUGUCCCUACCAAGCAGGUUCACACAGUACCCCUCAGAUUGUACCCGAACGAAGCUCCUCACGGUCUAAUACGAUAUACCAGCGCACGAUCAGGCUCGAUCGCGUCGCACAGUCUUGCAAUAUUCUGCAACUGACACAAGCUGAGGAUCAGGCCGCCUCCAAGGCUCUGCACCUUGCAAUUAUGGCGUUUGCUACGCAGUGGGCACAGGGCAGUCGUCGGCACCGCGAGAAAUACCUGACCAGCCCUCUCGAUAAUAGCGAGGACGACUUUGCCGGCGGUAUCGCCGAAGAGUUUGACCGCAUUCUCCAGAAUCAGUUUUGGGACCAGGCGCAGCGUGCACUCCAACAAAUCGCCGAUUUGGAGUCUUAUAGAGUGGCAUGUGCCGAGUUUAUCUUCGGAUUGACACAACGACCAUGGAAUCCUGGCAAUCGGCCUCCUAGAUAA